UAUGUGACGUGCGGUCGUUCGGUUUCGGUGUUCCACAGCAGCGAGCGUUACUGUCGGCAGGUGGAGAGCAUGCAUCACAGAGGCAGAUAGUCGGUCUCCACAUGUGCUCCGUGUGAACCAGUGGUUUUUGUUUUGUUUCGUUUUUUACACACAAAUACGGUUUAAGCGAAAAUGACCGAUUUGACAGAUUCCCUGACGAACGAGGGCUGGUACCUCAGUGAUGAAGGCAUAGCAGACCUGAAAGGAUCUGCAGAGAGAAUAACGCACAGUGACAUUAUCCGCAUUGCACUUAACAAUGAUCUUAGGUCGACUGGGAGAAAAUUUCUACCGCCUGAUAUCAAUAGUGGAAGAACUGAGAAGUUGGUCGGUCCAUGUGUUCUCCAGGUGCAGAAGGUGAGGAACAUCUCGGCUCCUAAGAACCAUGAGGAGUCCCAGGGCGCACCUCGAAUGCUGCGCCUGCAAAUGACAGAUGGCCACACCACCUGUGUUGGAUUGGAGUUUAAACACCUCUCUAAGAUAAGUCUUAACACCCCCCCUGGAACUAAGGUUAAGCUCCUUGGUACAGUCGAGGUUAAAAAUGGUCUUUUGCUGCUCGACGACUCAAAGAUCUCUGUCCUCGGAGGAGAGGUCGAUCACAUGGUGGAGAAAUGGGAACUGCAAAGGAGUCUGGCCAAACACAGCAGGAAUAACAUCGGAGCAGAAGGCGGACCUCCUCCCUUUGUGGCAUUUGGUCAGAAAUGUGCAAGGAAUGACGAAGUGGACAGCAGAGAACUCGACCAGAGGAAGACUCUCCAGACUCUCAACGUGGUCAAAAGUGCUGACGAGAAUGACGAGUUUGAAAGGCAGCGGCUCGCAGCUAUUGCCGAAGUGGCCAAGACCAAAGAGGGUCCCCGCACAUUUGGAGGUGGAGGAAAUGCAGGCGGUAAUUUAUCCAGCGCUGCUUCCUACUCCCGGGGCCGAGACUCAUACCAGCAGAGGAGACGAGAAGACAGGGUUGAAAGAAGUGAAAGCAGACAAGACGGAAACUAUCGAGAGCUGGUGGACGAACGUGCACUGAGAGACAUCAUGGAGAUGGGCUUCAACAGGGAGGCUGCUCGGCAGGCCCUGAUGGAGAAUAACAACAAUCUCGAAGUGGCACUGAACAGCCUGCUGACUGGAUCUUCUGGGGGCAGAUCUAGCCCUGUGGUGGCUGAGACCAUCAGGCCCCAACCAAGAGCCAGAGGAAGGGGAAGAGGCCGGUCCAGAAAUGAAGACGAGGAGGAGGGAGGAGGGGGGAGGCCAUCUGGACCGAGCACCCUGUUUGACUUUCUGGAAUCCAAGAUGGGAGUUUUCUCCAUUGAUGAGCCAAAGAACCAGGCAGCUCAGAGGCAUCAUGAGAGUAAAGCGAACUUCUCCAACACGGACUAUUACUCUAAAGACACAUCUCACACCAAGUUCUCCUCACAUUAUGACCACAGGCAACCGAGGAAUGACAGACCACCUCGCUUCCACCGGGACACGGACUUCCCCAAACCUGGCCAGGAGCCUCUCUCCAGCUGCACGACCCCUCAAACGGCACCUCAAUCCCAGCAGUGGAAGAGCCAGGAGAGGUGGUCACGCGGAACGUCUGACAGAUCGCAAAAUGAAAGGCGAGAGGUGCGAGAUGAGCAGAGUUUUCCUUCUUCCUUCCCUACGACCUUCACACGUUCAAAAGAACCACAGCAGCAGAUGGAGUUCGGUGGCUCUUACCAGCAGCGACCCAGAAAUGGAGACGGUAGUGGUGGGAACAUGGCUGGACCGUCUCACAGGAGAGGGUUAAAAGACAAUGUGCCCACAUCGAAACUGACUAAUCCCGCAGGCAGUGAGGUGGAUGGAAGAGUGAAUAGUAAACGGACAGACAGAAUUGAAGAACCCAACAACAACGGCAGGAGGAAGGGAAAGCCUGAUCGGCCCAACUCGGACCACCACGACCGACAAAGGGACGGCGGACCACCGAACCUUAACCCGAAAGGAGGAAGCCCGGGGACGACCCAAGAAGUGGGCCCCUUGCGCGAUUGUCGGGUCAUCGCUGGGGAUCCUUCUCAUUUCCAAAAUGGAGAGGUGGAACACAAAAGAACUGGACCAAUCAAGCCAACAAACUCCUCUUACCCCCCCAACAGGGAGCCUCCCCCAAAGAGAACCACCUCCAACAACUCGGGGCCUAAAAGAAAGCCGGGACAAGGCAGAGGUCAAGGUCCGCGAGGACCAGAGAGGGGUCACUUUGUUGAACAGGCUUGGAAACCUGGGGACCGGUGUCUGGCUCUGUACUGGGAAGACAGCAAGUUCUAUCAUGCCAGAAUAGAUGCUGUGCAUCCUUCGGGCACCACGGCCGUGGUCGUGUUUAGUGAUUACGGAAACUGCGAAGAGGUUCUGCUGCACAACAUCAAACCAGUUCCUGCUGAUGCGUUGUAACUUCACAACCAUAUUGAAUGUACAAUGGUAGGAGGAAGAUGACAGCUACUAUGACAGUUCACUGGAGUUUCGCCCUGGGGGAGACGGCCAGCCCCGGCGUACGAGACCCACGCAGCAGUAUUAUCAGCCACCCAGGGCACGAGAUUGAUUGAUUGAUUGAUUGAUUGAUCCAUUGGUGUGCUUGUCCCACCUCCUUCCAGGACAAAGAUAAUGUCACUUUCUGCCACAAUCCUGAGUGCUUCCUGAUUAUUUUUCUUUGAGCGUGCACACUGUCGGGACAUACAGGACUUUCCAAAGGGCUUGGACCUCAUGCAAAAAUAAAAGGAAAACUGACAUGAGCACUUGUUGUUUUUGUUGAAGACAUAUCUACUGUAUAUGUUGUGAAGAUUUGUUAAAUGGAUGCGUUCAAAAUAAACUGUUAUUCUAGUAUGUAGCUA
Scophthalmus maximus (turbot) is the source of this 2867-nucleotide messenger RNA. It is a transcript of the gene tdrd3, whose product is annotated as tudor domain containing 3. Lineage: Eukaryota; Metazoa; Chordata; Actinopteri; Pleuronectiformes; Scophthalmidae. Bases 172 to 2430 code for a protein of 752 amino acids. Gene Ontology annotation, biological process: mRNA processing. The transcript is spliced from 13 exons. The record is from RefSeq and is a predicted model, not a curated record. Gene Ontology annotation, molecular function: RNA binding; protein binding. Gene Ontology annotation, cellular component: cytoplasm; nucleus.